Messenger RNA from Aethalodelphis obliquidens (Pacific white-sided dolphin), 7188 nucleotides. It is a transcript of the gene ZNF311, whose product is annotated as zinc finger protein 311. Bases 1899 to 3614 code for a protein of 571 amino acids. Gene Ontology annotation, molecular function: DNA-binding transcription factor activity, RNA polymerase II-specific; RNA polymerase II cis-regulatory region sequence-specific DNA binding. Gene Ontology annotation, biological process: regulation of transcription by RNA polymerase II. NCBI's taxonomy places the organism in Eukaryota, Metazoa, Chordata, Mammalia, Artiodactyla, Delphinidae. The record is from RefSeq and is a predicted model, not a curated record. Gene Ontology annotation, cellular component: nucleus. The transcript has 6 exons.
AGUGGAGCUAGGACAGGUUUCUCUAUUUUCUCAUUUUUAGAGGAGAAUGUCGGCAGGAAGGUCUGUGUCUUCAGCCAGCGUGGGACGGGACUUUAGCCGAGGGGCUCCCAGGCUGCCACUGGUGUCUCCGAACCCGCCGAGGUGCGGCUGGGCGGACCCUGGCACCACCACCUGGUUCACUUAAAUACACCCCUUCCCUGGGGCCCGGGACGGCUGGCGGGGACGGGGCGGGGCUUUGGAGCCCGGUCCGCCGGGAGCUGGGGACCGCCGCGGGUUCCUGCCAAACAAGGGCCUUUUCCUCCUGCAUUCCUAACUCCCUCCCGCUCUUCUUGGCUCUCAGCAGCCUCUUACCCUUUUUUUUUUUUUCAUUUAUUUUCCUCCCCAGCAUCCACUCGUACAUUCAUUCAUUCAGCCAAUUUCUAGCUGAGCGCCUACUGGUGCAGGCACUGUUUUAGAAGUUGGGAAUACAGCAGUGAACAAAAUAGACAAAAAUCCCUGCCCUCAAAAGCCUGGGAGCCUACAUUUUAGUGAAGGGGAGAUCUACAAUAAACAAUAGAAAGAAUAUAAGUUAACUUAUGCACCAUGUUGGAAAGUGAUAAAGUGCUAUAUAGGAAGGUAAGGCAUGUCAGGAUUUGAAGGAGGGGGUAGGCUGUAAUUUUAAAUAGGGGACCUAGAGUAGGUUUCCUUGGGAGGAUUAUGUACAAGAAAACAGUUGAAGGAAGCAAGAUUAUUCAUCGUGAGGGUAACUUGAGGUGGAGGGGACAGCCAGUACAAAGGCCCUAAAAUGGAAAUGUGCCUAAAAAGGAAGAGAAAGGUCUGUGUGACUGAAGAGGGUUGAAUGAGGGGAAGAAUAGUAGGAGAGGUAAUAGCACACCCUAUAGACUUGUAUGCCAUUGUAAGGACUUAAGCUUUUAUUUUGAAUGAACAAGAGAGAUUCAAAAGGCACAUUCUUUAGGGCCUUUUAUGUUACUCUUUAUUUUGAGUAAGAUGGACCCAUUGAGGGGUUUUAAGCAGAGAGAUGAAAUAAUCCAGCUUAAGUUUUAAAUGGCCUACUCUGUUGUAUUGAGGAUAGAAGCAGGAGACCAGCUGGACGGCUAACGUAAUACUGCAGGGCAAUGCAGACAAUGGUGGCUUGGGACAAGAUAGUGGCAGUGGAGGUUGUAUUCUGGAUAUAUUAUCAUUUUCGGUUUAUCUUCCCCUGCUCCCUCAUCUCCCAUAGAUACCUCAGAUUCUCAGUGAUUCCUUCUUUUUGCUUUGGUCACAUUCCUCUCUUUUCUCCUCCCUUCAUCGAAUAUGCAGGAAAAUAAGGUAUGGGAUUACCACUAGCUUAGUACUGCUGAUGAACCCCAAAUCCAGGGCAGUAUUUGACACAUCAAGCCAAAAAGCAGCUGCCCUGUGGGUCAGGAGAGGCCCUUUGGCUGGCACCAUCAAGGCUUAAAUCCCUGAAAGGAGGCUGGUAUCCACUGGAGCCACUUCAAACUGGUCCAGGCAAAGCCACGGUUGACUUUGGGAGCUGGAUCCAACCAGCAGAGAAGAAACCGGGACAGUGUUAGAAGACCGGAAAAGAAAGCUGGGUAAAAAGAUGCAGCAGGUGGUGGUAUCAGAUGAGACUCCAGGACCAUCAAACCAGCUCUGUAUCCGUGAUACCAAGCUCCUGCAGGAAAGAGCUCUGCCAUCUCCUCAUUGUCCUGCCUUUGCCGAAGAUGGAAGCCAAGGAAGCCUGCCAGGAGCAAAAAUCAUACUGAUGAGCCAGUCUCAAGGAACUAUGGAGUUUUCUCCAGGACAGCAGGGACAUAUUGUUUCAGGAGGCAGUGACAUUUGAGGAUGUAGCUGUGAAUUUCAGUAAUGAGGAGUGGCAGUGUCUGACCCAUGCUCAAAGGCACCUCUAUAAAGAUGUGAUGUUGGAAAAUUAUGGAAACGUGGUAUCACUUGGAUUUCCAUUUCCUAAACCUCCUUUGAUCUCCCAUCUGGAGCAAGAGGCAGAGCUCUGUGUUCAGGAUGGACAGGACAGGGAGUUCCUGAGCUGCCCCCACCCAGUAUCAGCAGCCAAGACACGGCCUGAGAAUGAGAAGGCAAGUUCAGAACAGGCAGUUUUUGAAAAUGGAGAAGUCUGCUGGGUGAAAUUUAAAAGUCUCCUAAAAGUUGUUUCCCAGGAUCCAGAGGUUGGAGAAGUUUGUGUACAAGAUGUCAAAUUAGAGAAUCAAUGGGAAAUACCUAUGAGGGAGAAACUGAGAGAAGAGAAAGAACGCUGUGAGAAAGUGACCUUCAAGAAAGGAAAGAACCAGAAGGUACUUAGAAAAAACUCAAAAUGUAUUCCAUAUAGGGUUCUUACAGAAAAGAAACUCCAUGAAUGUGCCAGGUGUGACAAAAACUUCAUCUGGCAUUCUGACCUAAUUCUCCAUGAGCGAAUUCACUCUUGCCAGAAACCCUAUGUGUGUAAUGAGUGUGGGAAAGCAUUCAGGACGAAAAAUCAGCUUUCUAUGCACCAGAUAAUCCACACAGGGGAGAAACCCUUUAACUGUAGCCAGUGUGGGAAGGCCUUCAACAGUAGAUCAGCUCUUUGCCGACAUAAAAAAACGCACAGUGGGGAGAAGCCUCACCAGUGCAGCGACUGUGGGAAGGCCUUCAAGACCAGGAACCGUCUCAGGAUGCAUCAGAUCAUCCACACUGGGGAGAAGCCUUAUGAGUGCAGUGGCUGUGGGAAGGCCUUUCAGUUUAAGCAUUCCCUUAUCAUCCAUGGCAGAAGCCACACUGGGGAGAAACCCUAUGAGUGUGAGGAGUGCGGGAAGGCCUUCAGCGGGAGUUCAGACCUCAUCAAACACACAAGAAUCCACACUGGGGAGCGACCUUAUGAGUGCAGUGAGUGUGGGAGGGCCUUCAGCCGAAGCUCAGACCUAAGCAAACACACAAGAAUCCACACUCAGGAGAAACACUGUGGGUGCCCUCAGUGUGGAAAAGCCUUCAGCAGCAAGGCAGAGCUCACCAAACAUAGAAGAAUCCACACUGAAGAGAAGCCUUACAAGUGUAAGGAGUGUGGGAAAGCCUUUCGUCAUAACUGUAAACGCAGGGCUCAUGAACGAGAACACACUGGGGAGAAGCCCUAUCGAUGUGGGGAUUGUGGGAAAACUUUUCAGGAUCGGCACUGCCUUACCAUCCAUCAAAGAAUCCACACUGGAGAGAAACCGUAUAAAUGUUCAGAGUGUGGUAGAGCUUUCAGUGGGAAAUCAAACUUGACCAAUCAUCAAAGAAUCCACACUGGAGAGAAGCCUUACAGAUGUGAGGUGUGUGGAAAGGCCUUUCAUCAUAGUUCAGUCCUGAGGCAGCACAGAAGAAUCCACACUGGUGAGAAGCCAUAUACCUGCAGUGAGUGUGGCACGUCUUUCCGUCAGAGCUCAGCUCUGAUUGGACACAAGCGAGUUCAUACUGGGGAGAAACCUUAUGAAUGUGAGGAGUGUGGAAAAGCUUUCAGAGUGAGCUCAAAUCUUACUGGACAUAAGAAAAGAAAACAUAGAGUGUGGGGAACCCACAAACUUGAUGAGAAUGGGAAAUCCCUCUCUCCGGUAACCUGUUCUCAGACUUUUUCAUUCAUCAAUAUUUUGACAACCAACACUUGAGGGUAGUGAUUCUGGUGUUUACACUUUCUCAUUUCUCCUUCUACUUCUUACACUGGUCCCUCUUGUCUCCUGUAUUGGUUCUUCCUGGUUCCCUGACCCCCUAAUUGUGAGACCCCACCAAGCCUUUGUCCUUGACCUUCCUAUUCAGUGUCUCUUCAGUGAGCACAUUCACUUCCAAGGCUUUGUCUGUCAAUAAUAGUCCUGUAAUAUUAAAUACUAGUGCUUGACACAUGCCAGGCAUUAUUCUUUACAAUUUUUAAUCAUUUAAUCCAUACAACAUCCCUAUGGGAUGAGGAAAUUGAGGCAUAAAAAGAUGAAGAAACCUGCUGUGGAUCACUUAACUAGUAAAUUCUGAACAAAUGCCCACUGAAUGCUUAGACUUACCUGAGCAAUUUCCAUUAUCCUGCACCACAUCUCUCGGAUAUGAAGCUAUACCUCAGUUCAGCACAGAACAUUUUUUUAAUUGAUAAACAUUGAUCAUCUUUAGCAAGUUUUGCUUUAACUUAAAGCCUGAAUGGUACUUCUCCUUAAUGGAUCAGAAUUGCUGAGAUUCAGUGGGGGAACGGAGGCAGGGCAAGGGCAGAUUUUAAAAUUACAGAUAAGCAGAAGUCAGGUAUACACUGCCGAAGCAGCAGUGUACGUAUGGAAAAAGCAUGAAGCCUGACCCACUUUGUUAUAAAUACACUAAAAGGUCUUCAAGAUGUUGAUUUCUUAAAUAUUUGCUGUAUCUGUUUGCAUGAUAUAUGAAAUGCUCUUUCAAAUAGAUUAGUAAAUUUAUAUCUAUCUUUUCAAGUCUUUCAGUGUCUAACAUCUAUCCUUUCUCUUGCAAAUGUUACAGGUCCUUACUUCAGACAGAACUAAAUUAAAUACCCACAUGCAAUAAGGCUGUUAAAAUAGAAAUUGAAAAUCCUAGAAGAGGAUGCAAAUGUGUGUCAACUUAAUUAACAUAAUGACCAUAAUUGCGAAUUAAAUUUAGUUCAAAGUUCCCUGACUGGUAAAGAGAUGAGCAAUGGGUUCCCCAGCAUUUGUCAAAAGUGUUUUACAAGCUAAUGUUUUUAAAAAAUAAUAAGUUUGAGAAAUGCUGGCUAGGUGGGGGUAUUUAUUCCCUUAAAGACUUCUCAGGGUUUAUACUAUGCUAAUGUCCUGUCUGAGUCUUAAACAAAGGAACUGUAAGAAGCAUUGCUUUCCCAAAGUGAUGGACGAAAGAAUUCUGUUUGGAGGAGCACCUUCAUGGACUCUUGUUUCACAGAAAACAUCUUGGGAAAUGGUUACACAUUAUCUAAUAUGGACAAGGAGUCCAAGAUACACAAUUUUCUAGUAACAAAUUCCAAAGGGAGUUACAUGACUUAUUAUACAAAAGACAGAUUAAACAUUGUUUCUUAUGUUCAGUUUCUACAGGAAAUUAGAGCACGUCCUUUAUAUGGCCAUUUCUUAUAUAUUUUUUUGAAGAAAACCAAGAUGAAAACAUUUAGGAUAUAACUCUAAAAUUGUCUCUGUGGAGGAUGACACUCUGUAUAUGUGGCUUUUGGAUGAUAUAACGUGACUUAAGGGCAGAGUUUAGGAUAUGUCUGGAGAAUUGGCAGUGCUUUUCCAAUCUUUUUUGACUGCAAGGACCCCUUAUUUGAUGAUCAAUAAAUUUUACCGACACUCUCUCCCCCAUGCAUACACACACUACAGGUAGUUUUACUUUAAUGCUCGAUGGCAAAAUGUUGUCAUGUUCUCCUAGAAAAUCUGAGGUUUUGUUAAUUACAACAGCAUGUAUAUGCUUUUGGAAAAUGUAUACACAUGUUCAGGAUGUUUUUUUACCCACAGGCCAUGAGGUUCAUUUGGAUUUUGGACUCAAAGUCCUUAGCCCAUCAUGAGAACCCUCCAGUGCAUCCUUUCAAGUCACUUCUUCAGUCAGUCUUUUAACAGAAUCUGGCAAGAUUUCAAUUCCAGUUUAAAUUCUGGACAGUCCUGGAGUGUUGAUGUUUUGUGUUAUUGAUCAGGGAGUCAUGUUCUUCAGACACCAGUUAACUGGAAGGGGUGGCAAGCCUGACAUUCCUCUGUGAAAGUUGAGAAGCCUCUGUACUGAGCCCAAAUAGAAGACUUUUAGACUUCAUCCUCACCAGUCCAUCUUCAACAUGACCAUUGUCUCCCUAAAAUAUUCCUAUGAUCAUGACACCUGCUUUUUUAAAAAAUUUUAUUUAUUUUUAUUGAAGUAUAGCUGAUUUACAAUAUUUUGGUUGUUUUAGGUGUACAGCUGCUUUUAAAACUCCCAACUGACUCUCAGUCCUGCAGUAAGAAAUCCCAAAUUACUAUCUUGAACUCCAGGAAUCUUUUGAUACUUCCUGGACACUUAAAAUGAACAUCAUGAAAAAAAACAUUGAAGGAGUUUCAGAUAUUUUACCUGUGGAAAAAAUCAUUUAGAAGGGAUCCUAAGGUGGAAUAGACUCUGCUAUACAGUUGUAAGUUUGGUAGACAGGCAUAAUGUAGAAGGAAUUCAAAGAUCAGAUGCAUAGUUGAAUAAUAAAACAUGUUAGUGUUUCUUGAAACCCUAAGAUUCUUGUAGUUAUAAUUGUGAAGUUACUAAAACAAGAGUUGUUGAUUUAGUUAUUUCUUAGAAAUAUCACCAGAUAAAACUCACUUUUUUAAGCCUAAUUAAUUCUAAAUGGAAAGACAGAAAAAUUUCACCAUGAACAUUGAUACCAUGAGAUUGUUUUCACUUUACCUGUACAGAAGAAGUAAAGAAUGCCCAUUUCACUCAGUUUUUAAAAGGGUGAUAAAAUACAGAUUUCAGAAUUAGAACCACAAAUGUACAGAAGUGUCUUUCUUAGCUCCUACCUAUGGACUGUAGUUCUAUGCCCUGGGAUAAUUGCAGAGUAAGAUUAACCCAUUGCUCACAAGGUAGUCCUUCAAAAAUUUCAAGACAAAAGCUUCUCUUUCCACUAGGUAAAAUAUCUGAAAUUUCUUCAUUGCCUUUUCACAAUGUUCAUUCUAAAUGUUCAGGAAAUAUCAUAAGAUUCCUGGAGUUCAAUUUAGGGUUUCUUACUAUGGGAUUGAGAGUUAAUGGAGAGUUUUUAAAGCUGGUGUCAGGAUCAUAGCAAUAGGAAGACAAUGAUCAUAUUGAAGAUGGGUUGGUGAGGGUGGAGUCUAGACAUCUUGGCCUUUGUUCCAUUGGUCUAUUGUCUAGCCCUACACCAAUGCAAAACUGCUUAAUUACUAUAGCUUUAAAGUAUCUUGACAUCUGUAGGGUAAGUCCUACUGCUUUGUUAUUAUUUUUCAAGACUGACUUGGCUAUUUUUGUCUAAGACUAUACUUCUUCAUGGAUUGGAAGACUCAGUGUUAUAAAGAUGUCAGUUCUCCCCAAAAUUGAUCUAUACAUUCAUUGCAACCUAAGUAAAAAUCCCAAGGGUGGGUUUUUAUGGUAAUUGACAAAUUGAUUCUAAAAUUUAUGUUGAAAUGCAAUAUAAUUCUUGGCCAAGGCGGGAAGAGUGGGGGAAAGGGAUAGUUAGGGAGUUUGGGAUUGACAUGUACACACUGCUAUAUUUAAAAUGGAUAACCAACAAGGACCUACUGUGUAGCACAGGGAACU